Populus trichocarpa (black cottonwood) is the source of this 850-nucleotide messenger RNA. RefSeq lists its product as uncharacterized. Bases 206 to 658 code for a protein of 150 amino acids. Gene Ontology annotation, biological process: electron transport chain. Gene Ontology annotation, cellular component: plastid. Lineage: Eukaryota; Viridiplantae; Streptophyta; Magnoliopsida; Malpighiales; Salicaceae. Gene Ontology annotation, molecular function: electron transfer activity; 2 iron, 2 sulfur cluster binding. The record is from RefSeq and is a predicted model, not a curated record. The transcript has 2 exons.
CCAAUCCAACUAGGUUAUUUCUAGUGUUCAUGGCCAGUGGUGGUAGCACUUGGGGCAUCCGUCUUUCGCUUUAAAGAGCCGCCUCUUCCCUUUCGAAGAUCCCAAAAGCCACCAGCAACACCUCUUCAAGUAAUAUCAACACCACCUCUUCUCUACAACAUCGUACUCUCCGCCUCAUCUGAAGAAACCUCGCCACCCCACCAAAAUGACAACAGUGAACGCUCCCUUCCAAAGUGUGCUCAAAACUGCACUCCAAAAUCGGUUUACCAGCGCCAUUGUCAAGAGCCCAUCCUCACUUGGAUCAGUAAGGAGUGUCUCUAAGUCAUUUGGCUUGAAAUGCUCCCCCAAUUACAAAGCAUCAAUGGCAGUGUACAAGGUUAAGUUGAUUACACCAGAAGGCACAGAGCAUGAAUUUGAAGCUCCAGAUGACGUGUACAUCCUAGAUGCCGCUGAGAAUGCAGGAAUUGACCUGCCUUAUUCUUGCAGGGCUGGGGCUUGUUCUACCUGUGCUGGGAAGGCGGCAUCAGGUUCUGUUGACCAGUCUGAUGGUUCAUUCCUCGAUGAGAAUCAAAUGGGGGAGGGCUAUCUUCUAACUUGCAUUUCCUAUCCAACUUCUGACUGUGUGAUUCACACUCACAAGGAAGGUGAUCUUUACUGAGGGCUUUUGCAGUCAGAAAUCGGAAUUGACUUGGAAUGUAGUUCUGUGAUUGUUAUGGAUCAUUGAAAUGAUGGUAAAGGCUGUCAUAGACCUUUAUUUCUGUAGGGAUUUCGUCUUUGUUGUGUAAUUCCAAUAUGGUUUCUUCUACACGGUACUGUAGUAAAUAAAUAGAUGCUGCGAUUGAUUUCUGAA